Messenger RNA from Lycium barbarum (goji berry), 1365 nucleotides. RefSeq lists its product as uncharacterized. The record is from RefSeq and is a predicted model, not a curated record. NCBI's taxonomy places the organism in Eukaryota, Viridiplantae, Streptophyta, Magnoliopsida, Solanales, Solanaceae. The coding region runs from base 210 to 764 and encodes 184 amino acids. The transcript has a single exon.
UACCACCUAGUUAAGCAAAGGUACACACCGAAUAAAAAGUGAAAGUCCAAUAUCUCAGCAACCAACAUUCACUCAUCUUUUAAGCCUUUUAAACUUUUAUUCCCUACAAUAUAGUGUCUUCAUAUACAGCUUCAUUAUAAAUAUUUCUAGAACCCCUUCAUUUUCCAUUCAAGCACACACCUAAAAUCAGAGCCAAACAAACAAAAGUCAUGGACUGGUUUUCUUGGCUUUGCAAAACAGGGCUAGAGCCCUCUCUUGUUUAUGAAUAUGGCCUAGCUUUUGCUCAUAAUGAGCUCGAACACGAAGAUAUCGUUUACUUCAACCACGAAUUUCUUCAAAGCAUAGGCAUUUCCAUUGGCAAACACAGGUUAGAAAUUCUCAAACUUGCCAAGAAAGAAAGAGGAACCAUUCCAAAUUCCAUGUCCAGAUUUCUUCAAGUGAUUAAACGAACAAAAAGGCGUUUAUCGAAUUAUGUAAGGAACUGGGGACACAAUGAAGAAUUAGCUCUUGCUUUAGUACCAAAAAGAAAUGGCAAUUCCAGAUGGAAAAAUUCAAUGGUGAAGAGGAACAAGAAGGUUGUUGCAGUUAAGCAGGAUACGUUGUUGCUCACAAAUGGGAGUCAUAAUUUCAGUUCAGAUUCAAGAAUGAAUAGUUUCUCUAGUCCAAUGGUUUAUGAUGGAAAAAUGGCAACAGAUUAUUGGGGAGCGUAUGCAGUUGAAGAGAUCAGGUGGGAUACUAUGUUUCAGAAUUUAAAACCAACUUAAAUUUUCUUGCUUUCUUGAUGUAAUUUCAAUAGUGAAAGAUGGACAAAAUUCCUUCAAAUUUUAAUCAGAGGUCUUGAGUUCGCGAUUUGCCUCUCAACCUCUCAAGGUAGGGGUAAGAUUUGCAUAAACUCUAUCCUCCCCAAAACCACUUGUGGAAUUAUGUUGUUGUUGUCGUCUCGAGUUAGAGAUUUAGGUAUGGAAAAGAUUCUAAUAGGAAAUUGUUUCCUUUUCAAUAGCCUUAUACAACGCGAAUUCGAAGUGGUAACGACUUUAAUGAAGGUAUCAGAUUUCGGGUGAAAAACAAAUAAAAUCGUGAGAGAAGGAUUUUGGGGUUCUUCCACCAAAUCCUCUUUUAACUUUUUAGAAUUUCUGUAAUUUGGGGUUUGCUCAAUUUUUUUUAACCUUAGUGGUGGGCACAAGGAGAAAGCCACCCAUGAAUGUAUAUAGUGUGUGUGAAUGAGAUUGUUUCCAUGAUGUUUACAUCAUUACAUGUUCCCUUAUCUUUUUUAUUUGUGCAAAGAUCCGAAGAUAGUGAUGUCGAUGGGACAUAUCGUGUUAUUUAAUCUGUUAUAGUACCAUGUGCAGAACUCAUUAUAACAUA